Molecule: messenger RNA, 340 nt
Organism: Laetiporus sulphureus 93-53
Lineage: Eukaryota; Fungi; Basidiomycota; Agaricomycetes; Polyporales; Laetiporaceae
Exons: 1
Coding region: 131-292 (53 amino acids)
Source: RefSeq, a predicted model, not a curated record
AGCACUUUGAACGUUAUUGAGCAGACGAAGAAGUCUGCUGUUGAUCCCAUUGCAACCAAAGACCGUAGCCCGUAGGAUAUGUUGCGGGAGGGCAUGAAAUGUCUGUAAGUUUUGCCUUGACUACCUUGAGAUGAGGGAAGCCGGGAAACUGUCGAGCAGCACGAGAAGAUAUUUAUUUGUUUCUGCUUUAUUUGAAGUUCAUCCAUUGCAUCGCGUUAUCUCUUCCGCAGAUUAUAUGCACGAUCCGUCACGUCUCUAUCCAUACCAAAUAUCGUUAGAUAUACGAACCUGACCCGAAGUUUUUCACUAGCAGUAACUUGCGCAUGUCACUGAUCCAGAG